This is a messenger RNA of Rhinocladiella mackenziei CBS 650.93, 1512 nucleotides long. RefSeq lists its product as uncharacterized. The coding region runs from base 1 to 1512 and encodes 503 amino acids. Gene Ontology annotation, molecular function: oxidoreductase activity, acting on paired donors, with incorporation or reduction of molecular oxygen; iron ion binding; heme binding. NCBI's taxonomy places the organism in Eukaryota, Fungi, Ascomycota, Eurotiomycetes, Chaetothyriales, Herpotrichiellaceae. The transcript is spliced from 3 exons. The record is from RefSeq and is a predicted model, not a curated record.
AUGUACAUCCUUUUGCUUGCCGCAGCAUUCUUUGCAUAUUUGGUUUUGCUGGCGGUCUAUAGGCUUUAUUGCAGUCCCAUCGCCAAAUUUCCGGGCCCAAAGCUUGCCGCACUCACUCGGUGGUAUGAGUUCUACUACGACGUCAUCCUCCGUGGUCAAUUCACUUUCCACAUCGCCGAGCUGCAUAAGAAUUAUGGGCCUAUUGUGAGAAUCAACCCGUACGAGCUCCAUGUCUCCGACUCCGAAUUCUGGGAUACCCUUUACGGGCCUGGCAGAGUCGAUAAAUACCAUUACUUCAGCAAUCGGCUCAACAUCCCUCGUUCCAUCUUUUCCACACCAGAUUACAAUCUUCACAAACUUCGCAAGGCGCCACUCCUUCCGCUCUUCUCCAAGAAGCGAAUCUCGGAUUUUCAACCAGUCAUCCGAGAGAAGCUCGACAUCCUCUGUAGUAAGAUCGACAAGUACGUCGCCGGUGGUGGUCCGUUCGCCAUCAAUCGAGCUCUGACUGCUUUCUCCGGAGAUGUCAUCACUACCUAUGUCUUUGGUCAAUCCUACCGACAUCUCGAAUCCCCAGAUUUUAAGGAGACGUUCCAUGAGCCAUUCAUGGCAGCCUCCGAGGUAGGUCAUGUGGCUCUGCAAUUCAAAUGGCUAUACCCCUUGAUGAACUCCCUUCCAGAAUGGCUUGUUCUCAAAAUGCAGCCACAAAUAUUCCUCGUCCUACAGCUUGCCAAGGACUUCGACGUCAAACUCAAAGCGAUAUUAUCGAGCACAGCGAAAGAGAACCCCGACCAUCCCACGAUCCUAUACGAACUUCUUCGCAGCGACUUGCCUCCCCGAGAGAAGCAAAUCGACCGUCUGAACGAAGAAGCCCAACUCCUCGUCGCCGCUGGCCUGACCACCUCUUCGUGGGCCAUGUCCGUGAUCGCAUUCCACCUCAUCCGGUCGCGCUCCGACUACGAGCAGCUUCGAGCAGAACUGAUCGCGGCGCUUCCUCGCACGUCUGACGCUAGCACGUUCAACUGGUGGGAUGUUGAGAGGUUGCCGUAUCUGAACGCCUGCGCGCGUGAAGGUCUCCGUCUCUCCUACGGCGUUACAGCGCGCAGCCCCCGUCUCUGGGACAAGCCGCUUCAGUAUCAAGGCUGGACCAUCCCCGCGCGGACGCCGGUGAGCUUGACGAUCGUCGACCACAACCACAAUGAAGCGAUCUUCCCGGACAGCUACGCGUUCAAGCCGGAGCGCUGGCUCACCCGGGACGUGCAGGGACAAUGGCAGUUGGAUAAGAAUAUGGAUCGGUGGUUUUUUCCGUUCGGCAAGGGGAGCAGGUCGUGUCUGGGCGUGAAUCUCGCAACGGCGGAGAUUCAUCUUGGUCUGGCGACACUCUUUCGCAAGUAUGAUUUUGAACUGUUCGAGACAGAUGUAUCAGACGUGAAGCUUGCACACGACUUCUUCCUCCCAAGUGCACGUCUGGAUUCAAAGGGAGUUAGGGUGACCGUGAAAGAAGCCGAGAAGUAG